AAAUUUUUUGGGUUAGUUUAGUUUUCCAUACUUGUGUUGGAGUUUGGAGUGGGUUAUGAAUAUUUUGUGAAGAAAUUUGGAUUUUUAAAGUGGAAAGAUCCGCAAUGGCAUCGAAGUUGUCUUUACCUGUUGAGGUCCUGCAAAACCUUAAAUGCUCGCUGUGUAUGUUAGAGCUGUCGGUGUAUCCUGUACAUAUUAAAAUAGAUGGAAAAAUGGCUGUAUGUGGUCGGUGCAAAGUACCAAAUGAUCUUGACUAUAUCCGGGAUGAAGCCUAUGAGCUGAUCGCUCAAUUUAUAUUGUUCACGUGCCCUCAGGAACGUAAUGGUUGUAAAGUUCAGCUGACUCCUUUAAAUAUGAAGGAUCAUGAAUUGGCCUGUACUUACAAGAAAAUAGCUUGUCCAAGUAAAGCUUAUUUAAGAUGUGAGUGGUGUGGACCCCAUUCUGAUCUUAAGAAGCAUUUUGAAGAAUCGCACAAAGAGUUGUUGCUUACUGAUCAAAAAUUUGAAGUAAACUUUGUUAACAGUCUUAAAGAGAGCUUGCUUUUGCCCUUUAAAAAUGAAAUUUUCAUAAUCAAAAAUGAAGUUGAUGCUAGAACCCAAACAUUGACUUGUGAGGUGGAACACAUUAUCCAAAAAGAAAAUCCAGCCAAGUAUAAUUAUCAUCUAAGGCUGGACACUGGAAAUCAAACCUAUUCAUAUAAAUGCCCGCAAAGAAGUACUUCACCUGCAUCUGAUGAGAGAGUCACAAAACUUCUAUCCCAAUUUAUCAAUGACCAGUUAUGCAGGCCUGCUACAAUCAUAGCAACCGUUGAAAUUGUUGAGAAAAAUUUUGCAGAGGAAGUUGAAGAAGACGUAAAAGGAGAUACUGUUAAAAAUCCUGAAAUAGAUUGGGAAAUGCUUUCGGAUUUAGAAUGUCCAGUAUGUUUUGAAUAUAUGCCGCCACCCAUAUAUCAGUGCCUAACGGGUCACUGCAUUUGUGCCACUUGCAAACCAAGUUUGAAGGAAUGCCCGAUCUGUAAAGCAGAAUUAGACAAUACCCAAAACUUUACGCUUGAAAAAGUGGCCAUGAAACUCAACUAUCCUUGCAAAUAUUACAAGAUGGGUUGUCCCGAAAGUUUUAAAUCCACAGAAAUUAGAACCCACGAAGAGAGUUGUGAAUAUGGCCCGUACGAUUGUCCCGUAGGAGAGCUCACAAGUUGCAAGGAGAAAUGCAACCGCAGCAAAAUCAUAAACCACAUUGAAAUUUAUCAUGGAAAUUACAUUUUAAAGUCUGAUCGUAUCAAUAUUGCAAUGGAUGACGCCAAGCAAGAAUGUGACCGGUACUAUUUGAUCAAGUUUCGAUCGAAACUUUUUAAGCUUUGUUUCGCAUACCGCGAGGAGGUGUUCAAGUGGGUGCUGCAACUGGUCGGACCCGCUGAGGAGAGUAAAAAUUAUAAAUAUGAAAUUGACAUUAUCGACAACACGCAGAACAAUUUGAAGUCAUGCGUGAGGGCUCUGUGCCGUCCCUACACUAAACACGAAAAGUGUUUCGACGGAUCCGGCAACGUUGAGUUUUUAAAUAAGCAAAUUUCUAAUUAUAUUACAGAUACCUUGAGUUUUAGAAUUAGAGUUUUAAGCCAAUAAGUUUUCGAGACAUGUAAUGAUUAAAAUUACACUUUUUGUAUAAAUUGCGGAACUGUUAUUAUUCUUUUUUAUUUUCUUUUACAAUUUUUUUUACAAUCUCGAUAAGUGUUUUUAAGCAAAACAUCAAAAAAUUAAAAAGAAAAUUAAGCGA
Messenger RNA from Cylas formicarius (sweet potato weevil), 1773 nucleotides. RefSeq lists its product as uncharacterized. Lineage: Eukaryota; Metazoa; Arthropoda; Insecta; Coleoptera; Brentidae. The record is from RefSeq and is a predicted model, not a curated record. Gene Ontology annotation, molecular function: zinc ion binding; ubiquitin protein ligase activity; ubiquitin conjugating enzyme binding. Gene Ontology annotation, biological process: proteasome-mediated ubiquitin-dependent protein catabolic process; multicellular organism development. The transcript has 2 exons. Bases 105 to 1622 code for a protein of 505 amino acids. Gene Ontology annotation, cellular component: cytoplasm.